AUAUGUUUUAAAUAAGAAAAAAGUUUCACUGAGUUGAAAGUUUAGUUGUGUUUUGACAUUUUUCAUUAAUUUUCAAAAUUAACACUAGGCAACAGCUUGUUAUUGAUUGAUAGUAAAAUUGAAUAGUAAAAUAGUUAUAACUGUAAUUCUAAUAAUUACAAGCACCGGCGUGCUAUUUUUCUUAUCAUAGGAAAAGAAAGCUGCCAAUUUGGCUCUCUAUCAACCUCGUGAUUUCAAAUUUCAUGUCCCAUGCCCAUGCCAUUGCCAUGUAAUUCUGUAAAUAGUUUUGACAGAUUGGAUAAUGGAUAUUAGUAAAUAUUUACCAUAUUGGAGAUAAGUGAUAAGUAAUCAGUUUUCAAUUUUCAUUAUCGUUGUUGGGGGUCGAGAAUACAAUUAGUAGUCCUCAUUUUUGUAUCACAUUGUAUCUUGAGUGAGAGGCAACAGACCACAAUUUAAAAAUGUUUUUAAAUAAGUGUAUAGAUAAAACUCUAGCUACGCUUAAUCGCAGGUGCCUUUCAAAGACUCCCAUAAAUUUUGAAAGUCUGAGUUGCAAAUUGUUAGUGGUUGGAGGGGGCACAGGAGGAUGUUCGGUAGCAGCCAAAUUUUCAAGACAUUUGAAAAAAAAUAAUUUGAUUGUACUAGAUCCAAGUAAAAACCAUUAUUACCAGCCUCUGUUCACUUUAAUAGGUGCAGGUGCAGAAAAACUGGAAAAUGCUAGAAGAGAUAUGAAAGAUGUUUUACCCCAGGAAUGCACUUGGAUUGAAGACGAGGCAAUCGAAUACGAACCUAAAAAAAAUACUGUUCGAACAUCAAAAGGGCAUGUCAUUGAAUAUGAUUAUCUACUCGUUGCAGUUGGUUUAGAUCUUCGUUUUGAUAAGAUUCCAGGUUUAUUAGCAGCUCUAAGCAAACCAGGCGGUGUUUGUUCAAAUUACUCACCAAAGUAUGUUAAUCGAACCUACCAAGCAUUACAAAAACUUCAGUCGGGAAAUGCCAUUUUUACUUUUCCAAAUUCACCUGUUAAAUGUCCUGGUGCACCACAGAAAAUAUGUUAUCUAACCGAUCAUUAUUUAAGAAAAAGAGGCAAAAGGAAUAAUGUUUCAAUAUCGUACAAUACCUCUCUAGCUGUAAUAUUUGGUGUCAAGAAGUAUGCUGAUGCAUUAUGGAAAAUAUGCAAGGAAAGAAAUAUACAAGUCAACUUAAGAACAAAUCUGAUUAAGGUAAACCCUGAUAGACCUGAAGCCACAUUUGAAAACUUGGACAAACCAGAGGAAAAAUUUACUACUGAGUUUUCGAUGUUGCAUGUAACACCACCAAUGGCAACACCAGAGACCUUAAGCAAGAAUAAAGACAUAACUAAUGAAACAGGUUUUGUGGAAGUUGACAAAAAUACAAUGCAACAUGUACGGUUCCCCAACAUUUUUACAAUAGGUGAUUGUAGCUCUUCGCCGAAUUCCAAAACUGCUGCAGCUGCAGCUGCACAGAGCGAAGUGGUCUAUAAGAAUAUGCUCUCUGUAAUGAAGAACAAACCAAUUCACGAAAUGUACGACGGGUAUGCAUCUUGCCCACUAGUAACGGGAUAUAAUAAGUGCAUCCUAGCCGAAUUCGAUUAUGACUUAAAUCCACUGGAAACAUUUCCGUUCAGCCAAGACAAGGAGCUCUAUUCAAUGUAUGUCUUGAAGAAAAACGUUAUACCAUCUAUUUACUGGCAUCUGAUGAUGAACGGGCAUUGGAACGGUCCGGCAACAUUCAGAAAACUCAUGCACCUGGGGUUUACUGAUAAAAAAUCAAACUUGCAUGUUUAAUUCUGAAUAAAACUCACUCACAAAUUUCGAACAAAAGAAUAAGAAAAAUAAAUUUCAUUAAAGUCUG
This is a messenger RNA of Anoplophora glabripennis (Asian longhorned beetle), 1869 nucleotides long. RefSeq names its product sulfide:quinone oxidoreductase, mitochondrial (gene Sqor). Gene Ontology annotation, cellular component: mitochondrion. The record is from RefSeq and is a predicted model, not a curated record. Bases 459 to 1802 code for a protein of 447 amino acids. Lineage: Eukaryota; Metazoa; Arthropoda; Insecta; Coleoptera; Cerambycidae. The transcript has 6 exons. Gene Ontology annotation, molecular function: FAD binding; sulfide:quinone oxidoreductase activity.